CAAUUAAAUGCCCGAACGGUCAAAAUUUCUCCCACUUCGGCUUCCGGAUCGGGUCUUGGAUUCAAACCGGGAGAAGCACCCCGACCUUCUCCUCAGAUCUGUCCGAUUCACCGCGGAUUGCUUCUCUGGUUCAUUUCAGGGAUGGAUGACUGCUCUUCUGAGAUGAAGCAGCCAUUGAAGAACUUCUAUAUCCCAGAUUACAUACUAGUACCUGAUGCAGAGCGCGAGGAAGUUAGUUAUACUCCCACUUGUCCUGUAAUAGUGUUCAUUAACUCAAAAAGUGGUGGCCAGCUUGGAGGUGAUUUACUUAAAACGUAUCGUGAGCUUCUCAAUAGUUUUCAGGUUUUUGAUUUAGGAGAGGAGGCUCCCGAUAAGGUGCUUCACAGACUUUACUGCAACUUUGAAAAACUUAAGUCCAAUGAAGAUAUUCUUGCCGCUGACAUUGAGAGGAGAUUGAGACUAAUUGUUGCAGGUGGUGAUGGCACAGCAAGCUGGCUGCUUGGAGUUGUUUGUGACCUUAAACUUGCUCAGCCACCUCCUAUUGCUACAGUGCCCUUGGGAACAGGGAACAACCUUCCCUUUUCAUUUGGUUGGGGAAAGAAGAACCCUGGUACGGAUCGUCAAUCUGUAGAAUAUUUUCUUGAGCAAGUGAUGAAAGCAAGAGAAAUGCAAAUUGAUAGCUGGCAUAUUAUCAUGAGGAUGCGAGCUCCCAAGGAUGGUUCCUGUGAUCCAAUUGCUCCUCUAGAGCUUCCACAUGCUCUGCAUGCAUUUCACCGUGUCUCUAGCUCAGACUCGCUUAAUGUGGAAGGUUAUGACACGUUCCGUGGGGGAUUUUGGAACUACUUUAGUAUGGGAAUGGAUGCUCAAGUAUCAUAUGCAUUUCACUCUGAGAGGAAGCAGCACCCGGAAAAGUUCAAGAACCAGUUAGUUAAUCAGAGUACCUAUGCGAAGCUUGGAUGUACACAAGGAUGGUUUUGUGCUUCUCUCUUUCAUCCUUCUUCAAGGAACAUAGCUCAGCUUGCAAAGGUGAAGCUCAUGAAAAGACCGGGCCAGUGGGAAGAACUCCAUAUUCCGCACAGCAUCAGAUCGAUAGUUUGUCUUAACUUACCAAGCUUUUCUGGAGGAUUAAAUCCUUGGGGAACUCCAAAUCAGAGGAAAACACGAGAUAGGGAUCUGACUGCACCAUAUGUCGAUGAUGGCCUUCUUGAGGUUGUUGGCUUUCGAGAUGCUUGGCAUGGGCUUGUUUUGCUUGCUCCCAAUGGACAUGGAACUCGUCUUGCACAGGCACAUCGAAUUCGCUUCGAGUUCCACAAGGGCGCAGCAGACCACACAUACAUGAGAAUUGAUGGGGAGCCCUGGAAGCAGCCUCUUCCCAUGGAUGAUGACACUGUUGUUGUGGAGAUCUCCCAUCUUGGUCAGGUUAAAAUGCUUGCAACUAACCACUGCAGAUCCAAAAGUAUCCAUGACCCUUCAACACCUUCAUCAGCGAGCAGCCAUCAUGAUGAUGAAGAUAGCUGCGAAGACUCUGAAGAUGAGUGGGAAGGGGAGAGGAGGAAGUUUGGCGCUGCAGAGACGUUCAAAUUUCCAGAGGAUAUAGACAUAGCUCACCUCAGCUAAUAAGGUUUCUCUACCUUCUCGAGUUGGAACAUGUUCGUUAUAAUUUUAUGGAUGGCCCAAGAUCUUUUUUGCCCAUUUUCCAUGUUCUGAUAUAUUACUUGCUGUGGAGGGCUGUCAAUUUGAAACUGAUGGUGAAAAGCAUUUAUAUUAUGGUUACUUUUAUUAAAUUCCUCACUAGAAGUUAUAUUUGG
Messenger RNA from Phoenix dactylifera (date palm), 1808 nucleotides. RefSeq names its product diacylglycerol kinase 1-like. Gene Ontology annotation, molecular function: ATP-dependent diacylglycerol kinase activity. Gene Ontology annotation, biological process: phospholipase C-activating G protein-coupled receptor signaling pathway. The record is from RefSeq and is a predicted model, not a curated record. Gene Ontology annotation, cellular component: membrane. NCBI's taxonomy places the organism in Eukaryota, Viridiplantae, Streptophyta, Magnoliopsida, Arecales, Arecaceae.